This is a messenger RNA of Paramecium sonneborni, 810 nucleotides long. The record is from the annotation of a GenBank genome assembly. Lineage: Eukaryota; Ciliophora; Oligohymenophorea; Peniculida; Parameciidae.
AUGAUUAAUUAACAUCCCCUUUAUUUAGAAUAAUAACAAUGGUUAGCUCAAUUUUAAAAAGGAAAGUAGAACCCUAUUAUUAUUCAAGAAGAAUAGUAAGAUUUGAUUAAUGAGUUGUUUACCAUGGGUUUUGAUGAUGAAAAAAGAAUACUUAAAUUAAUAAAGAAACAUAAAGGAGACAAAGCAAAAAUAGUGGAAAGCUUAAUACAGAAAAAAAAUAAAAAGAAAAAAACAAACGACAUCGACAUAAUUUAAAUUGUAAAAGAUACCUAAAUUUUAUAUGUGGAUUGUAAUAAUGUCAAAUAUGCCAACAGAAAUUGGAAUGAAUUCCAUGGAAAGUAAAAAGAGUAAAUUGUAAAGAUGUUAAUAAUAAUUGUAAAUUGGCUUGAAAAUGCUAAUUCAUAAUUAAAUGAAGUACAUUUGAUUUGGGAUGUUUAUAAGAUUUAGAAUAUAGAAAAGUUGUAAAAUGAGCUAAGCUAAUUGAAUUAAUUCAAGAAUCUACAAAAUUUAAGUUAGGAGGGAAAGAAAAUUUCAUUUUAGAUUUAAUACAAUCAAAAAAAGAUCUUAUUUACUAUCUAAUCCUCUCAUCCUGGUAUAGCAGACGAUUUAAUUGUAAAUUUAUGCUCUUAAAGAGUUUAAAAGUCAGGAGAAACAACUGUUGUGACUAGUGAUAGAGGAUUAAGAGAUAGAUUAAAAGAGUUUGGAGUUUAACAUUUUAUUGGAUGUGGAGAAUGGUGGAGAUUAUAAUUAAAUGGUAAUUAAUUAUAAAUUGAGUGAGCAAAUCAAAUGAUAUAAUAUUUAUUUGUAUUA